Elgaria multicarinata webbii is the source of this 2469-nucleotide messenger RNA. It is a transcript of the gene EXOC6B, whose product is annotated as exocyst complex component 6B. NCBI's taxonomy places the organism in Eukaryota, Metazoa, Chordata, Lepidosauria, Squamata, Anguidae. The coding region runs from base 44 to 2461 and encodes 805 amino acids. Gene Ontology annotation, biological process: intracellular protein transport; Golgi to plasma membrane transport; exocytosis. The record is from RefSeq and is a predicted model, not a curated record. Gene Ontology annotation, cellular component: membrane; exocyst. The transcript has 22 exons.
UCGGGCUGGGCUGGGCUGGGCGCGCCGCAGCGCUGUGGCCGGGAUGGCGGAGCUGGAGAGCCUGGAGACGGCGGCCGAGCACGAGCGCAUCCUGCGCGAGGUCGACAGCACCGACACGGCCUGCCUGGGACCCACCCUCAGGUCUGUCUAUGAUGGCGAGGAGCAUGGACGUUUCAUGGAAAAGCUUGAUGCUCGGAUUCGGAAUCACGACCGUGAGAUUGAGAAGAUGUGCAACUUCCAUUACCAGGGCUUUGUGGAUGCAAUCACAGAGUUCUUGAAAGUCAGGGCAGAAGCCCAAAAGCUCAAGAAUCAAGUGACGGACACCAACAGAAAACUGCAGAUGGAAAGCAAGAAACUGGUGGGAGAAAUGGAAGAGUUGAAGCAGUGUCGUCUACAACAGCGGAACAUUUCUGCCACGGUGGAUAAGCUCACGCAGUGCCUUCCUGUUCUGGAGAUGGAUAGCAAAUUAAGAGAGCAAAUGAAAUCUAAAAGACACUAUCCUGCACUGAAGACCUUGGAACACCUUGAGCACAUGUACUUGCCUCAAGUGAGCCAUUAUCGCUUCUGCAAGGUCAUGGUGGACAACAUCCCAAAACUGCGAGAGGAGAUCAAGGAGGUUUCCAUGUCUGACCUCAAAGAUUUCCUGGAGAGCAUCCGCAAGCACUCGGACAAGAUUGGCGAGACAGCAAUGAAACAGGCCCAACAGCAAAGAAACCUGGACAGUGUCGUGUCCCAGCCUUCGAAAGCUGGUGGCAGAAGACUCAAGAAAGACACUCAUGCAAGUUCAGACCCGGAGGUCAAAACCACCAGCCCAGUGUCUGAGCAGGAUUCUGGGAUCUUGGAUGUCGAAGAUGAAGAGGAGGAUGAAGAGGUGCCUGGUGCCCAGGAUUUGGUGGAUUUCUCACCCGUGUACCGUUGUUUGCAUAUCUACUCAGUAUUGGGCGCCCGAGAAACCUUUGAGAACUACUACAGGAAGCAGAGGAGGAAGCAGGCCCGGCUGGUGCUGCAGCCCCCCUCCAACAUGCAUGAAACGUUGGGUGGCUAUCGAAAAUACUUUAAUCAGAUCGUAGGCUUCUUUGUCAUUGAGGAUCAUGUCCUGCAUACAAGCCAGGGCUUGGUGGACAGAGCCUACAUCGAUGAAUUGUGGGACAUGGCGCUGUCGAAAACCAUCGCUGCCCUCCGGACACAUUCGUCCUACUGCUCUGACCCCAACUUGGUCUUGGACCUGAAGAACCUCAUUGUGCUCUUUGCGGAUACCCUGCAGGGCUAUGGCUUUCCCGUCAACCAGCUCUUCGACUUGCUGCUGGAAAUCCGGGAUCAGUAUGGCGAGACACUGCUGAAGAAAUGGGCCGGAGCCUUCAGAAAUAUUCUGGAUUCAGAUAACUACAGUCCCAUCCCAGUGGCCAAUGAAGAGCUGUAUCAGAAAAUGGUAGGACAAUUUCCGUUCCACGAUGCAGAGCUUGAAAAACAGCCUUUCCCCAGGAAGUUCCCCUUCUCCGAGUUUGUGCCUAGAGUUUACAACGAGAUCAAGGAAUUUAUCUACGCUUGCCUGAAGUUCUCCGAAGACCUUCAUCUAAGCUCUACAGAGGUUGACGACAUGAUUCGGAAAUCUACCAAUUUGCUGCUGACUCGAACGCUGAGCAACUGUUUACAGAAUGUCAUUAAGAGGAGAAACGUCGGCCUGACGGAGCUGGUCCAGAUUAUUAUCAACACGACACACUUGGAGAAAUCCUGCAGGUUCCUUGAGGAAUUCAUUACCAACAUUACGAACGUCCUUCCGGAAACUGUUCACACAACUAAGUUAUAUGGAACUACCACCUUCAAGGACGCCCGCCAUGCUGCAGAGGAAGAGAUCUACACUAAUUUGAACCAGAAGAUUGACCAGUUCCUGCAGCUUGCAGAUUAUGACUGGAUGGCCGUUGAGCCCCGUUCUAAGGCCAGCGACUACCUGGUGGACCUCAUUGCCUUCCUAUGCAGCACCUUCGCAGUCUUUACACACCUGCCUGGCAAGGUGGCUCAGACCGCCUGCAUGUCUGCCUGCAAGCACUUGUCCACCUCGCUGAUGCAGCUGCUCUUGGAAGCCGAAGUGCGGCAGCUCUCGCUGGGGGCCUUGCAGCAGUUCAACCUGGACGUGGUGGUGUGCGAACAGUUUGCCAGAUCCGGGCCAGUGCCUGGGUUCCAAGGGGACACACUGCAGUUGGCCUUCAUCGACUUGAGACAACUCUUAGAUUUGUUUCUCCAGUGGGACUGGUCGACGUACCUGGCUGACUACGGACAACCGACCUGCAAGUAUCUUCGCGUGAACCCGACAACGGCGCUGAUCUUGCUAGAAAAGAUGAAGGACACGAGCCGCAAAAACAACGUCUUUGCACAGUUCCGGAAGAACGAGAGAGACAAGCAGAAGCUGAUUGAUACGGUGGCCAAGCAGCUGCGUGGCCUCAUCAGCAGCCACCACUCCUGAAGGAGGGA